AUGACAGUGCUGUGCACCACGCUGUCAUAUGCUUUUUUUGACGUCGAGGCCCUGCAGGGGAAAGUUCGCUUGAUCACAGAGAUGUACGACAGCGUCAAAGGUUUUGUGAAAAAGUUGGAACUUCGGGAGAAACAGCUAGCGUCGAAGGAUCUCUUUCACUUUCCUUGUCUAAAAGCCGUUGACUGCAAUAACGAGGAAACGCUUCGCACAUACUCGUCGGCAGUGUCGGUGCUGCGGCGUAAGUUCAUGUCAAGGUUUCAUGACUUUGAGAUCCUAGAGGCGACGUUUAAAUUGUACGCCGACCCAUUUUCAGUUUUUCCAGAAGACGUUAAGCCCGGGCUUCAAAUGGAACUAAUAGACUUCCAGUGCAAUUCCACAUUGCGACAAAAGUUUGACGAAAUCGGCCCUCGCGAGUUCUACAAAUAUGUAGACAGGAAGUCGUUUCACUGCCUGAUGUCUGACGUCAGCCGUGUUCUGUCGAUGUUUGGAGGCACAUGCGUAUGCGAGCAGUGUUUUUCAAUUAUGACUAUCAACAAGUCUAAGCUGAGGUCCCAGCUGUCUGAUGAUCAUCUUCGAGUCCAGUUGAGAAUUGCCACUGCGGUCAACCUACAAGUGGACAUCGGGAAUCUGGUGAGGAAGAAGGGGCCUCAAGUGUUGUCAGCACAUCAUUAG
Ornithodoros turicata is the source of this 672-nucleotide messenger RNA. Its product is annotated as general transcription factor II-I repeat domain-containing protein 2-like. The coding region runs from base 1 to 672 and encodes 223 amino acids. Gene Ontology annotation, cellular component: nucleus. The record is from RefSeq and is a predicted model, not a curated record. The transcript has a single exon. NCBI's taxonomy places the organism in Eukaryota, Metazoa, Arthropoda, Arachnida, Ixodida, Argasidae.